UCAGAGUCCCCCCCUUAAGGUUGUUAAAACUUCUGCUCCCCUAUCUUCCCUUCCCCUCGUGGUAUUUAAAAAACACCAACCCCAACCACGGGAAUUACGAUACUUUGUCAGCGAUUUCUUUAUAAAAUUAUAUUUUAUAUAGAACCUAAAUACGAAGUUAGGUUCGAAGAGGGCUCGGGCUUGUCACACAGUACUAUGGUUACACAGUACCGUUCAAAUGUUUCGAGACUUUAAAACAACGAUUUUGGAAAAGAGAAAUAGAAAUAUAACAAGAGGCAACUAAAAGGAUUUCGCUAACUCAGAGGACAGGAGACAUUUUGGAUUAUAAAUUUGGGAAUUCAUUUUUGUUUAUUUUAUAAAGAAAUCGCUGACAAAGUUAUCCUUAAUUCCCGUGCCCCAACCCUCUCUAAGAGGAUUAUGGUCGCCUUUGUACCUAAAGGGAGAAGACAAAUAUUUUUAGACACUAUUGCAAAUCAAAGAGAAAAAAAAGUUGAUUAAUUAAUGAAAUAAAAUAUUACUUUGGAGCUGUGACGUUUGCUUAAUUAUGGUGCUUAUGGAAUUGUUGGCUCCAAGUUACGGUAUUCCAAAGACUGUUGAAGAAAGUUUUCUGGUAUUCCUGUGUCAAAACGGGGGAUUUUGACAUUAUCCACAGCUAGCCCGUCUUCUCAGUAAUUCGGAGCUUCCUACGGAGACAUUUACAGAAAUUCGAGCUGUGUUUUUGCGGUAAACCUCGAAUAUUCUAACACAACCGGAAAUACCCAUGACCCAAUGACUCAACGGACCUACUUUACAUCUGUAAGAAGACUUCAAGUAGCACUUUCUUUGAAGUUUAGCUGGAUACAAAGUGCACAUUUUCUCGACCAAGGAAGUAAGUCUCGUUUGAUUGCGUGAUUUGGUACUGCUCAUCUAAAUUAGAAUCUCUAUUUUUGCCAUAAAUAAAAACGCUGGACAAGACCCCAGACUAGCCAAAUCAGGAAAUGUUCGGUGUGUUAAGAGACACAAUAGAAGUGCUAAGAUCCCAUUUGUCUUUUUUUUUUUUUUAACUAAAAUUGAAGCCGAUCAAAGCAAAGAGUCAUCCAAGCUUCUAGCAGAAGACGUCGAAAUUUGAAGAGUCUCCCGUAUCAUCCUUCAAAAUCAGAUGAUUAUUUGAUAUGAAGUCUUCUCUCUCGAGGGUUUCUCUAUUGACAAGUGUACUUCUAUUUAUUGGAAACAGCGGAUGUUUUACUCGAGAAACUGCCCGAGAAAGUGCUAAGCAAAGACCCGAAAGUUUAGACUCGAUUGUUGGACCAUUAAAUCCCUCGCGGCCCAUCACAAGGCGGAAAAGAGCUGUUUUCCCGCCAGACAUAACAGCGGACAUCGUUUUAGGGGGUCUUUUCCCCGUGCACUCGAGGUUAGAAACAGCUGUAGGUCAAACAUGUGGCGAACUGAGCAGCGAGCGAGGAGUUCAAAGGCUGGAAGCGAUGAUAUUCGCCAUAGAGGAAGUCAACAAAAAUACUACCUUAUUACCGAAUUUGACGCUAGGUGCUCUAAUACAUGAUACUUGCGGAACGGAUACAAUAGGACUCGAAGAGACUUUAGAAUUCAUUAUGGAUUCUCUCUCGAGACAGAAUUUACCCACUCAGCAAUGCAGUGGAGUCGACGAAAACUUUAAUAAAACCCUUCUAGCGGGAGUUAUAGGAGCAGCUUCCAGCUCGGUAUCUAUUCAAGUCGCGAAUUUAUUGAGGCUGUUCAAAAUGCCACAAAUUAGCUACGCGUCAACAAGUCCAGAUCUGAGUAACAAACACCGGUACGAUUUCUUUAUGAGAACCGUACCAUCUGACGCUUUCCAAGCGCGCGUUAUCCGAGACGUUAUUAGGGCGCUAAACUGGAGCGCUGUUUUCACUGUCAAUUCGAAAGGAAAUUAUGGGGAACGCGGAAUCGAGGAAUUUCACAUGCUGGCGAAAGAGGCAAAUAUUUGUGUUGUCGAGGCCGUAACUAUUGAGCACUCAUUCACAGCGGAAGCAUUUGAUGAUGUUAUUAGAAGGUUUAUGCGGGAGACCGGAAUGCGCGGAGUGGUGCUAUUUUGUACGGAUAAUGAUAUAAGGAAACUACUGAAUGCGGCAGAGCGAGUCCAGGCGGAAGGCCGGUUUUCUUGGAUCGCUAGUGAUUAUUGGGGUACAAGACACGGGCUUGUAAAAGGUCGUGAAUCGUUAGCUAAGGGUGCAAUUACAAUUACUCUACGCUCGAUACCACACACGGAAUAUCGCGAGUACUUUACCAGCCUAACACCUACGAACUAUUCCAAAGCCAACCCGUGGUUCGAGGAAUUCUGGGAAAAGAACUUCAAAUGUAAGUUGACCGGAAACUCGAGUACGUGUCCAGCAAACACGUCCCUCUAUAAGGAAAUGUACAUUGAUAAUAAGGUCCCAUUUGUUAUUGAUGCAGUGAGGGCCUUUGCCACAGGCCUGGAUGUGCUCUAUCGCAAUAAGUGCCCUAAUACGGAUGGUCUUUGUGAGGAUCUCAUGCGACAAAACAAUGGUGAAGAGCUGAUGUCGAUUUUACAGAAUAUUUCCUUUCAGGGGGUCAGUGGUGAAGUGAAAUUCGACUCACAGGGGGAUGCCACGGGAAUGUACGACGUGUUCACUUUCAAUCAGACUGAAUCCGGGUACAACUAUAUAAGAGUGGCAACGUGGGAUGGAGGCCUACAUUUUGUAGACCCCGCCUUACAGGCAGGGGGCUUAGACCUGGGUGGAGAGGGUGUGCUGUUGAACCCCAGUGGGGUACAGUCAAGCUGUGGCGAGCCGUGCUCUCGGGGCUACUAUCGAAAGCUGAGGCGGGACAAGGCGUGCUGCUGGACAUGCCUGCCUUGUGGAAAAGACGAGUACGUGAAAGAUCUGACGGGGUGUGGCCGGUGUACGGAGCUCGAGAGGCCCGAUCCCACCCGCACUGGGUGUGUCCUCCUCCCCCUGCGCUACCUCAGCGACUCCUGGAGUAUCAUGGUCACGUGCUUUGCGACAGUCGGCAUCAUCUGUGUCCUGGGGGUUUCUGUCAUUUUCAUCAUGUUCAGUGAGACCCCCCUGGUCAAGGCAUCAGGUCGCGAGCUCACUGCGACUCUUCUCAUUGGCCUGUUCUUAUGUUACGUCGAGGGGAUCAUGUUAAUUCUUAGACCUUCCGUCUUCGUGUGCGGGCUGCAGAGAUUCGGGGUCGGAUUCGCGCCGUGUGUUUGCUACGCCGCCUUAUUGAUUAAGACGAACCGUAUUGCGAGGAUCUUCGCGAAGAGCGAGCGCUCUACGAAGCCUCCCGACUUUAUUAAUCCGGCUUCCCAGCUUCUGAUCCUUGCUGCAGUCGUCGGCGUAGAGGUUGUUCUUGCUGGCGUCGGUCUCGGCUACUGGUCUCCGAAACAAAUCGAAAAAUUCCCAACCAAGUCCGACAUAUUAUCGACUUGUAAUAUUCAAGACUACGAUUUAGUUGUGGCAAUGUCUUACAAUGUUCUCUUGAUUUUGCUGUGUACAAUGUACGCCUUUAGGACUCGUAAGACGCCGGCGAAUUUCAAUGAAGCACGAUACAUCGGUUUUGCCAUGUACACAACAUGCGUCAUCUGGUUGGCGUUGUUACCCGUUCAAAUCGGCGUUAACGAUAAAGACUACAAAACGCUAACGCUAAGUAUAAACGUAACGCUAAACGCCACGACGCUUUUACUGUGCGUUUUUGGCCCAAAGGUAUACAUCGUGCUCUUCCGACCAACGAGGAAUAUCCGAAGCCGAUCGCUCAACGUCUGGCGGAAGGACUCCGAAACUCAAAGCACACCAGGUAAGGGCGCGUAUUGUGGCUUUCCGCUGGUCAGGGGUAACGAGGACCCGAGUAAUGGCGGCUUUCGCGGUAUACCGCUGGACAGAAGUAGUGAAUAUUUGAUUAGGCCUUCGCCUAGUCUAGUAGAGAGUUUUCUGUAGGCCUGAUUCUGGGGACGUUCGCAAGGCAGAGGGGAGCUUCACCUGUGUAGUAAGCGUUUCUGUGGAGUUUUAGCGGAAAUAGAGAGCGAGAGACGGAAAUAGAAAGUGAGCGAAGAGUAUGACCCAUCCCCACUCUCCCGCGGCCAUGAUCUUUGAGCUAUCCCUAUUUCUGCCAAAACCUCAAAAAACGCUUGCUACGCGGGCUAAGAGGAGCCUUUAUUAUGGAGUAUAGUUUGAUUGUUAGUAACCAAUCAUAAUAUACAACGUGUUAACAAUGAAUGUUAGUCGUCUAAUUCCUAUGAUUGUUGUAAUAUGUUUGUUAGAAGUAGUGAAGUUAUAUGUUUGAUUGAUACUAAUAAAAAUAUAAACAUG
Molecule: messenger RNA, 4301 nt
Organism: Nematostella vectensis (starlet sea anemone)
Lineage: Eukaryota; Metazoa; Cnidaria; Anthozoa; Actiniaria; Edwardsiidae
Product: metabotropic glutamate receptor 3
Exons: 3
Coding region: 1152-3929 (925 amino acids)
Biological process (GO): G protein-coupled glutamate receptor signaling pathway; regulation of synaptic transmission, glutamatergic
Cellular component (GO): membrane
Molecular function (GO): adenylate cyclase inhibiting G protein-coupled glutamate receptor activity
Source: RefSeq, a predicted model, not a curated record